Molecule: messenger RNA, 2129 nt
Organism: Paraglomus occultum
Lineage: Eukaryota; Fungi; Glomeromycota; Glomeromycetes; Paraglomerales; Paraglomeraceae
Source: the annotation of a GenBank genome assembly
CUGAAAUCGAUCGUGUACUAAAAAAGGUCGCUGAGGGUGUAGAAUCUUUUGAAGGUAUAUUUGAGAAAAUACAGUCUACGAGCAAUGCUAAUCAAAAAGAGAAAUUAGAACAAGAUUUGAAGAAAGAGAUCAAAAAACUUCAAAGACAUCGCGACCAGAUAAAGACAUGGAUAUCGUCAAAUGACAUUAAAGACAAGAAAGCUCUUAUCGACAACAGGCGGCUAAUUGAACAGCAAAUGGAAAAGUUCAAAGCAUGCGAGAAAGAAAUGAAAACCAAAGCAUAUUCUAAAGAAGGUCUUAGUCAGUCAGCUAAAAUGGAUCCGAAAGAAAAAGAGAAAUUAGAAACGACUGCUUGGCUAUCAGAUAUGGUCGAUCAGCUGGCAUUACAAAUCGAAGCUGCUGAGGCUAAAGCUGAAAGCUUGCAUGCUGUUAUCAAGAAAGGUCGCAAGGAUCAGCAGAAACUCGAAGAUCUCAACGAGGCCGAAAAUUUAGUAGAGCGUCAUAAGUGGCAUACUGGAAGAUUAGAGUUGAUACUACGGUUACUCGAAAAUGGCAACAUUACUACAGAGCAGGUUUUGGAUAUUCAGGAGGAUAUAAAAUACUAUGUGGAGAGUAACCAGGAUCCCGACUUUGACGAAGAUGAGCAUAUAUAUGAUGGGUUAAAUCUUGAAGAAGAGGAAGAGAUUUAUGGUAGAACUGGAGAUGAUCAUCAUAGCAGUCAUGAUUCUGUAACAGACGAGCCACAAACACCACAAAAGGAGCAUUCGCCGUCAAUGUCGCCGACAGCAAGAACCACUGCGCCUAUAAAUAAACCAACAAUACCUAUUCCAACGAGAAAAUCUAGUGUUGGUAAUGCUCUUGAUUCAACGCCCCGGCAUAAAGAAGAAGAAAAACCAAAACUGCCACCACCGAUACCGAGUAGCAAUAUUCAAUCUCCUCCACCAACCAGUGCAUAUGCAUCUAUGAAAGCCAUGCAAAGUGGAACACGGGUUAUAACAAAAGGAGCGCCUGAACAAAUGACGACACCAGCACAGACUUCGACGACGUCGUCAACAGGCCCAUCAGCAACAGCACCUCAUCAAUCCCAACCUCCGCUACGCUAUGCAGCUGUAACUGCCGCCGAGUCGACGCCUCAAGACGUACCUUCAGCAACUACAUCCGCAUCUGUAUCCUCAUCUUCCCCUACAUCAAUACCCGCCCCCGCAUCUUUGCCAGCACCGGUACCUACAGCCAUAUCCGCAACUGCAGCCGCACCCAUAUCCACAACCGUACCUGCACAGUUUGGUUUAUCACAAUCAUCGCCAGAAGCUGAACAGAAGAAAUAUUUUGCUCAGUACGAGGUAGAUUCUUCCAACCAACAACCUGUGGAACCUCCUACGAAACCAACUCUCCCGACAUCGGCAGCAUCGGCAUUUUCUGCAGCGGCAUUCCAGCCACUAGCAUCAGUGACUCCAAUAUCGCAAACAACCCAGCCUCGCGAUACAACAGCAACUGUUUCAAAUUUGACUGGACAGCAGUCAUCAAUGCAGGUAACCGAAGAAAUACCUGAACAGUCAACUGAACAGGAAACUCAGCAAAUAAGAACCGAUGUUUCUCAGGAAGGACCGCAUGCUGAGAGCCGUUUCCCCGCAUCGCUUACGGAUCUGGUAGCUUCUUUUGAAGCCGCUAAGGAAAAAUCUCUAAGUAAAGACAAUCGUCAUCACGUACAGCAAAUGCUCGACGUUAGUUUCCAACAUGUACCGGAAAGCGCGGAUGCGGAACGACCCAAAUACUAUGCCCCACGAAAUCCAUAUCCAACUUCCCAAUAUUACCCCACUACCCCAUUAUCAGUGUUUGACAAUCCAAUGCUUUUUGAGAAGUUUGGGCUCGAUUCGCUCUUUUUCAUAUUCUACUAUCAGCAAGGGACUUAUCAACAAUAUCUCGCUGCUCGCGAAUUGAAGAAACAAUCCUGGCGAUUUCAUAAAAAGUAUUUGACAUGGUUUCAGAGACAUGAAGAACCAAAAGCAAUGACUGAUGAGUACGAGCAGGGAACGUAUAUUUAUUUCGAUUAUGAAGGUGCUUGGUGUCAGCGAAAGAAGACGGAAUUCAGAUUCGAAUACCGUUUCUUGGAAGAUGCUGAACUUGUAUAA